AGGAACAGAUCAGGGCUAACGAUGAGUCAACCCAGAGAAUACAGCUGUUCAAUGCCAAGCAUGAGCUAGAGAUUUUGUAUGAUGAGCUAAAAUCCAAUGUGGAAAUAAUGAAUGUCAAGCGUUUAUCUGACCAGAUUUUCCUACCAGAAACUGACAGACAAUACAUACAAAACAAAAACGUGUCUUGUGUCUCAGGAAGAAAUCCAGCGUUCGAGUCCGCCAAUCGACCAAAAGUACAACACCCUUCCUGCCACAUUGAUGGGACUUUCCUGCACCCAUCCAAGUGUUUCCCGAUGCGCCAGUCAUUUAAUCCACAUGAACAAAGGCGUUCCGAUUGGACCAAUGGAAACGUUCGAAUCCGUUUCUAUAUCUUGCGAAGAACGUCCAGACAGCUGGGGAAUGAAAGUUCAUGUUUCUGACUCGAGGAGAAAGAAUAAGUCGCCAAAUCUAUCUUGGAAGUUUGGCCAUCCCGUUGACUAUGAAGCCAGUUCUUGUUAUGUUCGACACCAUGACAGUAUCGGUGAAAGCGAAAAGUAUAACAGAGAAAAAGGCAGCCACUCCGUCGACAGCCAUGGGACUGCGGAAGACGACAUCAUCCAAACCCCAGAGAGCGAAACAUCUGAGGAUUCGAGCGUCAGUGAUGAAAAUGAACUCACCAACUAUAAAGUGGUCAUGUCAAUGAUACCCAGUUUGCCAGAAAAGGCAAACAGCCACGAUCUCAAAUUCACUGUGAGAGUGUCGAUGCCAGUUUUGGAAAAAAAGCUGGAAAUUGUAGGCGGGAAUGCAACCGGUAUCUUCAUCGAGAAGAUCAAUGACAAGUCACUCAACAACUGUUUCAGUGUGGGAGAUCAGAUUAUGUCAGUUGACGUAAGUAACAAGAUGGGUAACUCUGUCACGCAAGUCUUCCAUAAUUGUACACAGGAACAGGUUAGAAAAACACUCAACGGCGAGAGUUUGGCCUUCCCCGUCGACAGCAUCGAGCUCAAUUGCGCGCACAAUAAAAAAGUUAAUCAAGAGGCUUCAAAAUGGAUGAAGGAAAACAAUAGUAACGGCGAUUUCUUUUACACAAGGAGCAACUUCACCUGGCAAGGAGACAGGACGGCAGGUCAAUUGGAUGUCAAUAACGGCGACAUAUUUAAGGUCCUGAACACUACUUGUAAGCCUCGCUUCUGGCUAGCACUGAAAUUCGACAGAGACAGUCAGACCUGGGAAUCUGACACAGGCUUCAUUCCCAACACUACAGAGGCAUUGAGAAACAGAGUGAAAAUGCAGAUGAAACGGACAGAAUCAAUGGAUGGAAAACAUACAGGAAGAUGGAAGGGCAUCAAAUGCAGGUCGGAACAUUAUACCGUGAUUUUGCCAGUGAAAGCCAUGACUAUGUCACCAGUAUUGUUGUACGGACAAGAGGAGGUGGUGACCAUUGUUCAGAAAAUCAUGGCCACGGACCUGCCGGACUGCUCACAAGUCGACAUCAUGAGGAAUGAUUUAACUGACUUACACCGACAUUUCCCUCAGAAACACGACCGACACAGCAUAAGGAAGGGCAGUUUGACCCCAGUGACACUCAACCAAUCUCUCAACAUCAUUAUCUACCUUAAUCUUCAAAGUGGGGCUGAUCCAGACCAGCUUAACACCAUUCUGGGCAGUUACAUUAACGAGGGGACAAAAGAGGGGCCAUCUGAUUCUCUAGAGAGCCGACUCCAAAUGUUUGGUCUUACAUACGACAGGAUAGACAUCCCCAGCCCCGAGGUAAAGGACCGUGCCAGUUUAUUGCAAUGUCUGUGUGCGAGAAUCUCGCGGUAUCAGGAUCGUGUCUACUGGCUCGGGAAACAAAGCCUCACAACCUCGGAUCAGUGGAAGUUUCAGAGCCUCGUCUGCCCUUCCAAGGUCCCCAAUGUGUACUCAGAUGACCAGAAAGAAAAUUUGAAGCCUUCUCCUGCUGUUUCCCUUGAUGACGGUCGCAGCCAUUGGGCCCGAUCCGGAAAUAUAUUCCGCUCCUUUUCCACCGACUAAAUAGCGUGAAAACUCCUAUAGUCCAAACCGAAUCACAGUCGGUGUCAUAUGCUAUGUUUGCUAACCGUUCCAUGAAAAUUUAUGCCAAUAUCCGAACUUCAGCCACGGUUUUUCGUGAAUCGUCAUUUUAACAUAGGCACUGAUCUCACCUUCAUACCCACAGAACAUUGUAUGACAUGAGGCAUUUAAAUCAUCAUGAAUUUUGACACCUUCUUAGAAUAUACGCUCCUAUUCUAUGUUGCUUUUAAAUUUUAUCAAACACAUUUUUUCGUACCCCCCUCCCCUCCAUAUGUUUUAACACUGGCUUCAAGCCCAUUUCAAUUUUCCUGACUAAUCAUCAGAAUUCCCACAAUUUUGCCCCCGUACAUCCCUGACGAGCCAGAAUAGGAAGAGUUAGCUGUAGGCCUAUGUUUAUAUUUGACAUAAACCAUUACUAUUUACAGUAGCCCGAGUUUCCUAUGGCCCUGAUACCAGACAAGGCCAGAGGAAACUUGGGCUGUAUUUACAGAUGUGCUAUUAACUUGUGUGACUUUUGCACAACCCUUUUUAUUGACAAACUUACCCCAGCUUUAAUAUAUCAGAGACAUAUAUAUACAGAUAUCUCUGAAUAUAUGUACAUAAUGUGUGUUCUAAUUCAGUAUUACUUUAUUUUUUAAUGUGAUAUAAAUACGUCAACGCUAUUUUUGUUAAUUGUUUACAUCCAUGGUACUGGCCUCGUCUGUCAAUACAUCCAAUAUUCUUGGAUUUUAUCAUAUGGGGUGUACUGGACAAGGUGAGAGUACCCGUGGUCGCAUUUGCGUGCCGAUAAGCCCCACUCGAUUUGCACUCUUCUCCGGCUAGAAUAUAUCUUCCGGUCACUCGAUUUGGAGCUCUUCUGCUUCCUCUUCCGUCUCGAAGCUGGAAGAUUUAUCUUCCAAGAUGGCGACCAUGUUUAAGUAUGCGAGUGAUAAGUUUCACUAGAGAAGGAUUUAUGACACAAACAUGCACAUGUCUGUGUCAUAGUGUUUGAGAAAACUUAAAAACUUGUUUGUUUUGGGUUAUAUUCUCCCGGUUUACUCGAUUUACAUAUAACGGAACGCAAUCUUCUUAGGUUUCUCUUUCAAGAAGAGUGCAAAUCGAGUGGGGCUCAGGACUUUAGUGUCGUAAAGUUUAACCACAGAUAAUUGAGUGUCGCUAGGUUUUACUUGAGGUCCAGUUCCGCUACAAAUCUACAUUACUAUUUCAGCGACAAUAAUCAAUGAGUUAAGGAUGGUAUCUAUGUGAAAGUUGAGCAAAGUCGAGUGUGGUCAGCAAUGGAAUGUAUGAUCACUGCAGUGUACUUCCGAUGCACUUUGCAUCAGUGCAAGUUUCAAAUGUAGGAUGACCAUAGUAAAGUUCAAUGGAAUGACUUGCAAGUGUACGUAUGACUCACCGAAAGCGUCACGCAUAAUUUCUGAUUGGUUGUAAUGCAAGUCUUAAAGUACAAACACUUGUUUGAAUGACUUUUUAUGUGAAGUUUAAUAUUUCUUGUGAUUUAAAUACUUCCUACAUGAUUUAUUUUAAUUCAGCUGAAAGCCGUGUUUGAUAUGAAUGGCAAAUGAACAAAGGCGAUUUCUAUACGUAAAGUGAUUGAAUGAAUAUUGUCUUUUCCCUGUUGGAAUAUUUAUAUCGCCUACGAUAAUAGUAUAUAUAUGACAAGUGUCGAUACGUCUGUUGUAAGCGUAUGUGACACGAUCCAUAAGGAAUCACGUGACCUGUAUGUUAUAUGCUUCUCCUGUUUUGUUAUCGUAUUAUUACGCGCGAAGCGUUGUCGCUUUUGAAAUAAAUAUAUUAAUCAAAAUACAGACGUCCAGUUUUGUUUCUGAGAAGAUACGAGGACAGUUGCCUGGCAUCAUGACCCGAGUCGUCUGUGGUAGUUCAUUUAAUUUCAAGUGGUGUCAAAUCUAGCCGUAAUCCGUAAGUUUUUGGUGCUUUAUCGGCCUUUUUUUAAAGUCGUAUAUGGGUUAGUCGGCAGUCUAGUUAUAUACUUGUAUUACAGAGUAUCGUCGGGUAAUGGAAAUGACAAGUCUAAUUUAAUUAGAUAUGGGUUAGUCGGCUCAUAUCAGAUUUUUUGAAAGGCCAAUAAAACAUGAGAAACCAUAGGAUUAUAUUCUAGCGGCUGGCUAGAAUCUUUUCGUGAAAGAAGGAAUCGCAAUGCUUAGAUCGUAUUUGUUAACCAAACGAUAAACAUGACGAAAUGCAAAAAAAAAAAAA
Messenger RNA from Pecten maximus, 4245 nucleotides. Its product is annotated as caspase recruitment domain-containing protein 14-like. NCBI's taxonomy places the organism in Eukaryota, Metazoa, Mollusca, Bivalvia, Pectinida, Pectinidae. The record is from RefSeq and is a predicted model, not a curated record. The coding region runs from base 112 to 2013 and encodes 633 amino acids. The transcript is spliced from 16 exons. Gene Ontology annotation, biological process: regulation of apoptotic process.